This is a messenger RNA of Pseudomassariella vexata, 807 nucleotides long. RefSeq lists its product as uncharacterized. The record is from RefSeq and is a predicted model, not a curated record. Bases 1 to 699 code for a protein of 232 amino acids. The transcript has 9 exons. NCBI's taxonomy places the organism in Eukaryota, Fungi, Ascomycota, Sordariomycetes, Amphisphaeriales, Pseudomassariaceae.
AUGUGUGACCAGCUGAGGACAUACCCUAGAUCCUCCACAUCAUAUGGGAAGACUGCAAGUAAAGUUGCAAAGCUCGCUCCGCAUAUACUACGUCCAUGUUAUAGCCAACCAUCGGAUAUUAUUCCAAGUCAGUGGAAGAAGACUCGCUCCCUAAGCUACCGAAACUAUGUGGAAUCUGGAGGAGUUUUGAAUGGAAAAUGGCACUUGGCAUGGGAUGACAUCGAACGCAUGGAAGAUCUGGGCAUUGUAGAAAACACACAGCAAGCAACCCAGGAUAGGAAAUUGGCACCUUUGAGCCAGAUAAUGGAUGUCGACAACUUAAAACUCAGAUUUCUCUCAUACCUUGAGGUCAUAAUCUGUCGCAUCAUCAUGAAGCAAUAUGUUGCAGCAGUGAGAGUUCCAGGAAGCAGUAGGUUAUAUGUAAUCACAUUACAUCCGUACCUCGGGCUUGUAGAAGCACCAGUCAGUGCUAUGACUAUCCUUACUAAUAUGAAAAGAGGCGACAAACUUCUCAGCCCUCCUGGGAUUGUCAAGUCCAUCCAUACAGAGCUACCACAGGAGAAGUUUCUCAGCGAACGCAGCCCUCGGGUUGAUCCAGAUCGCUUGAGUCUACUUUCGCUGUAUUCUGUUUGGUCCGAAUCACCUAGCCGAUAUAGCUCCUUGGCUGCCAGCGUGCCAAUACCGGGGACUUCGACCUGAUCCAACAAUGAAGGCGCCACGAGCCCAUUUUCUACUCAGGGGAAACCUUUGCCCGCGAGGUAUGAGAUCCAGGGGCCAAGCUUUCCUCACUGGCAUAGUCAUGAACAG